ACAGCAGGGCGGGGCGCGGGGCUGAGCAGGCGCGAGGGCUGGCUGCUGGGCCGACGAGGGGCGGUGCCAGGCCGUGGGUCCUUAGUCAAGUGACGCGAAGCGGCCGGCCUGGGCGCCGACUGCAGAGCCGGGAGGCUGGUGGUCAUGCCGGGGUUCCUGGUUCGCAUCCUCCCUCUGCUGCUGGCUCUGCUGCUUCUGGGCCCUACGCGCGCCUUGCGCAAUGCCACCCAGAGGAUGUUUGAAAUUGACUAUAGCCGGGACUGCUUCCUCAAGGAUGGCCAGCCAUUUCGCUACAUCUCAGGAAGCAUUCACUACUCCCGUGUGCCCCGCUUCUACUGGAAGGACCGGCUGCUGAAGAUGAAGAUGGCUGGGCUGAACGCCAUCCAGACGUAUGUGCCCUGGAACUUUCAUGAGCCCUGGCCAGGACAGUACCAGUUUUCUGAGGACCAUGAUGUGGAAUAUUUUCUUCAGCUGGCUCAUGAGCUGGGACUGCUGGUUAUCCUGAGGCCCGGGCCCUACAUCUGUGCAGAGUGGGAAAUGGGAGGAUUACCUGCUUGGCUGCUAGAGAAAGAGUCUAUUCUUCUCCGCUCCUCCGAUCCAGAUUACCUGGCAGCUGUGGACAAGUGGUUGGGAGUCCUUCUGCCCAAGAUGAAGCCUCUCCUCUAUCAGAAUGGAGGGCCAGUUAUAACAGUGCAGGUUGAAAAUGAAUAUGGCAGCUACUUUGCCUGUGAUUUUGACUACCUGCGCUUCCUGCAGAAGCGCUUUCGCCGCCAUCUGGGGGAUGAUGUGGUUCUGUUUACCACUGAUGGAGCACAUAAAACAUUCCUGAAAUGUGGGGCCCUGCAGGGCCUCUACACCACGGUGGACUUUGGAACAGGCAGCAACAUCACAGAUGCUUUCCUAAGCCAGAGGAAGUGUGAGCCCAAAGGACCCUUGAUCAAUUCUGAAUUCUAUACUGGCUGGCUAGAUCACUGGGGCCAACCUCACUCCACAAUCAAGACCGAAGCAGUGGCUUCCUCCCUCUAUGAUAUACUUGCCCGUGGGGCGAGUGUGAACUUGUACAUGUUUAUAGGUGGGACCAAUUUUGCCUAUUGGAAUGGGGCCAACUCACCCUAUGCAGCACAGCCCACCAGCUACGACUAUGAUGCCCCACUGAGUGAGGCUGGGGACCUCACUGAGAAGUAUUUUGCCCUGCGAAACAUCAUCCAGAAGUUUGAAAAAGUACCAGAAGGUCCUAUCCCUCCGUCUACACCAAAGUUUGCAUAUGGAAAGGUCGCUCUGGAAAAGUUAAAGACAGUGGGAGCAGCUCUGGACAUUCUGUGUCCCUCUGGGCCCAUCAAAAGCCUUUAUCCCUUGACAUUUAUCCAGGUGAAACAGCAUUAUGGGUUUGUGCUGUACCGGACAACACUUCCUCAAGAUUGCAGCAACCCAGCACCUCUCUCUUCACCCCUCAAUGGAGUCCACGAUCGAGCAUAUGUUGCUGUGGAUGGGAUCCCCCAGGGAGUCCUUGAGCGAAACAAUGUGAUCACUCUGAACAUAACAGGGAAAGCUGGAGCCACUCUGGACCUUCUGGUAGAGAACAUGGGACGUGUGAACUAUGGCGCAUAUAUCAACGAUUUUAAGGGUUUGGUUUCUAACCUGACCCUCAGUUCCAAUAUCCUCACGGACUGGACGAUCUUUCCACUGGACACUGAGGAUGCAGUGCGCAGCCACCUGGGGGGCUGGGGACACUGUGACAGUGGCCACCGUGAUGAAGCCUGGGCCCACAGCUCAUCCAACUACACGCUCCCGGCCUUUUAUAUGGGGAACUUCUCCAUUCCCAGUGGGAUCCCAGACUUGCCCCAGGACACCUUUAUCCAGUUUCCUGGAUGGACCAAGGACGAAGGCGAUGGCAGCAGUUUUCCAGGCUAGCUGUCUUCACAACCCGAUGGCUCUCUUCUUUUCUGCUGCCACAUAGACAGACUGUCUGCCUCCUGCAAAUUUGAAAUUUGGCAAACCUGCCUCCUCUGCUUCUCGGAACCAAACUGGGGCCAGGAGAACUUCUGACCCAAGUGUUGAUCACCUCUCUUCCUGCACCGCACUGUGCACCCUCUGCUCAGGAAAUGCCUUUGGCGUGUUGCUGACGUCUGUCCCUGCUCCAUCUCUUACCACCCUGCACUUCACCCUUUCCCACACAGGCUUCACCUGAUCUCAGCUGCUUUGGGCAGACCAUCCAGGUAUUUUGGAGUCUGAAAAGGAUCUCUGUCUCCAAGUCUGGUGCAAAUGGAGCUUGGGGGUUUUAAAAUUCAUUCUUCUUGCUGCUGUUUCACAAUUUCUCAGAAAAGGUGAAAAUGCAGACUUUGGCAGUUAUGUUCAAUAUGAAAAGUCUUAAUAAAGUAAUUUUUGACCUAAAGCCCACCAGUAUUUCUGGAACAAUUCAGUCAAUCUUUGAACUUGGUCACAUAAAGUCUUAUUAGAAACACAACGGGGAUUUUGGAGAUAGGACUAGUGAACCUUGUGUAGUUAAAUAGAAACUUGAAUUGCCAGUGUAGAGUACUUGAUUAAGAGAUAAGGAAAUCCACUCAUUCAGUAAAAAAUAAUUGAGUUUUGUGCUAGCAAUUUUACUAGGCAGUUAGGUGGUGGGUAUUUUUGGUGGAGUGAGUCUAAUUCAUGAUUAAAUUAUUGUUUCUCCUGAACCUCAAUUUCUUGGAGUAAUAAAAUCAACCUUAUCUACUUUAA
This is a messenger RNA of Gorilla gorilla gorilla (western lowland gorilla), 2718 nucleotides long. It is a transcript of the gene GLB1, whose product is annotated as galactosidase beta 1. Lineage: Eukaryota; Metazoa; Chordata; Mammalia; Primates; Hominidae. Gene Ontology annotation, molecular function: beta-galactosidase activity. The transcript is spliced from 16 exons. The record is from RefSeq and is a predicted model, not a curated record. The coding region runs from base 145 to 1911 and encodes 588 amino acids. Gene Ontology annotation, biological process: carbohydrate metabolic process.